AUGCAAACCGGUCAACCGUCUUCUUCCGAUUCCACUGUGCUCCACAACAAGAGCAAAUCACACGCUACUCCCAUUCCAUGCAGAGGGUGCAGCAAGGACGCUACUUUUGUACUUGUCCACGGUCAAGAUGAAAAAACAUUUACAUGUGAUGAUUGCCAAAAGAAUUGGAAAUUUCAUUACGGGCAGCUAUGCUAUUGCUCCAAACGAUGUUUCGUUCAGAACAGUCAAUUGAAGCUUUUCGGUCAUACUCUGUUGGUCGAUGAUGAGUGUGAGGAUUGUGGUAAAGAUCUGCAAUUCGAUAUUCCUGUUCAAGUGGUACCGAUCAAAGCAAGGAUCGAAGAUUAUGGAAAGAAGCAUCAGGUACAGUCUCUGAUCAGAAAACGGAAACGUGUCCUUGAUCAAACGUUUGUCCACAAAUUCAUGAAGCCGCAAGCCUCUGCUUCCUUGAUACAACCUUCGUUUACAUUUCAGUCACUCCUCAUUGGUAAUGCUGGACACUAUCGAAUCAACACUCAACAUUCCCUUCCCAGCAAUGUUCAUAUCAAAAACACUGCUGAGCAAGAAAGGAACGCCAAAGUGCAGGCCUACCUUAAUAACAAUAUUUUGAAAGAUUGUAACUCAGUAACAGACGAAGCACGAAGAUUAAUAUUCAACUUUUUAAUUGGCAACACCACUGAUAACCACCAAGACAAGAUUCUCAUUCAUGAAGAAGAGGAAAAAGAUGUGAAGAUACAAAUUUUUUUCCAUAUGGACCAUACCAGAAGACAGUGGAAGAAGAUUAUGCAAAAGCAACACAAAACCAACACUGAUUAA
Molecule: messenger RNA, 813 nt
Organism: Naegleria lovaniensis
Lineage: Eukaryota; Heterolobosea; Eutetramitea; Acrasida; Naegleriidae
Exons: 1
Coding region: 1-813 (270 amino acids)
Source: RefSeq, a predicted model, not a curated record